This is a messenger RNA of Oldenlandia corymbosa var. corymbosa, 1284 nucleotides long. Lineage: Eukaryota; Viridiplantae; Streptophyta; Magnoliopsida; Gentianales; Rubiaceae. The record is from the annotation of a GenBank genome assembly.
AUGAGUGAAAUCUCGGAGCAUUCUAAUGCUCGGAGUAACCCUAGUGCUGAUAUAAUCAGCAACCUCCCCAGCGAAUUAAUCCAACACAUCUUGGGAUUGAUGCCCCUGCGUGAUGCAGCCCGGACUUGUGCUUUGUCACGUCAUUGGAGGAAUGUGUGGUUGAAACUUCCAAAACUCGUAUUCGAUCGUACAUUUGGCAGAGUCUACCCCCUAGAUCCUUCGUCAAGGGAGAAAGUGCUGCUGCGCAUAUCUCAGAUAUUACUAGCUCAUGACGGGCCAAUCCUCGAGUUUAAACUCUCUAUUCCCGGGCUGGAGAGCUGUUGGGAAACUGACCAGUUCAUGAAAUCUGUGUCGAGAAAGGGUGUCCAGAAGUUGGUCCUCAAGUUUCCAAGAGGCAAUCGUCACACCUUACAUUCAUCUACUUUCUCGUGUCGGGAAUUAGAGAAGUUAAUUCUUCGUGGUUGUGAUAUCAAACCUCCUCCUUCAUUCAGAGGGUUCAGUAAUCUUGUUCGGCUCAUGUUAAGUGAAAUCACUGUCACUGCUGAUGUGCUUGCGAGGUUCAUUGCCGGAAGUCCUUUCCUGAAAUGUCUUUGUCUAGAUGGUUCUCCUCCUUGCGAUGUUCUUACAGUCAUCUCACCUAAGCUCAAGUGCUUGUUCUGUCACACAUAUUUUGGAACUUCGAUUCGAGUAUUUGCUCCUCGCCUGAUUAAUGUUUCCUUGAUCUCGAACGUGCCAAGGGCGAUGCUUGAAGGAAAACAGACUACAUUGCAAGCUAAAGAUUUUCUCAAGCAUGUUUGUAUACUGGCCUUGGAUCACUACUAUAUGAAGAUGUUAUUGAGAGCUGGCUCAAGCUUUAAGUUUAAGAACCUCAGCGUUCUUUCACUUCAUGGAAUAUACUUUCCAAGUGUCGAUGAGGUCAAAGGCGUUUUGCUAUUCAUUGACGGUUGCCCAACUUUGCGGAAAAUUAAAAUCGCUGUGGCACGGGUUUUUUCCAAUUUCGAAGCUUUGACAAAUCGUGAUACUGUGGAGUUCUUCAAAGGGCUAAAGGAGAAGGAUAUUUCAUCUUGUCAUGUUCGUGAGGUGGAGAUGCUAUACGUAACGGGGUCGUGGCCUGAGUUAGCUUUCAUGCGAAUGCUGUUGAACAAAUUGCUAAUGCUGGAAACUAUGGUUAUCGAGCCUAAUUUCGAGAUAGUUAAUGAUGGAGGACUUUACAUUUUGAAAGAAGUGAGCAAGUUUUCGCGAGUAUCAUCCCGGGCGAUAGUCAAAUUCAAGGAUCAAAAUUGA